Molecule: messenger RNA, 1827 nt
Organism: Thamnophis sirtalis
Lineage: Eukaryota; Metazoa; Chordata; Lepidosauria; Squamata; Natricidae
Gene: CTSE
Product: cathepsin E
Biological process (GO): antigen processing and presentation of exogenous peptide antigen via MHC class II; proteolysis
Cellular component (GO): endosome
Molecular function (GO): aspartic-type endopeptidase activity
Source: RefSeq, a predicted model, not a curated record
UUCAUUCAGUUCCUUCAAGUCAAGGAGAGCAGAAGUCCUCCACUGCCAGAAUGAAUUGGUUGAUCUUUUUAACAUUUUACAUUUGGAUGACCAGUGGAUUGCAAAGAGUUACCCUGAAAAGACACCGAUCUUUGCGGCAAAUAUUGAGGGAACGUGGGCAAUUGACUCAGUUUUGGAAGAAAUAUAAGAUAGACAUGAUACAGUACACCCAAGACUGCUCAGUAUUUAAAGAAACCAAUGAACCUCUCUUUAACUAUUUUGAUGUGGAAUACUUUGGACAGAUCUCCAUUGGAAACCCUCCACAGAAUUUUACUAUACUCUUUGACACUGGUUCUUCCAACCUCUGGGUACCAUCUAUUUAUUGUGUCAGCAAGGCUUGUGUUGAACACUCCAGAUUUCACCCAUCACAGUCCAGCACCUACACUGAAGUGGGUACUUCUUUUUCCAUUCACUAUGGCACUGGUAGCUUGACAGGAAUAAUUGGAAUGGAUCAAGUGACUGUUGAAGGACUCACCAUAGUAAAUCAACAGUUUGCAGAAAGUGUCUCUGAACCUGGUAACACCUUUUUGGAUUCAGAAUUUGAUGGGAUACUUGGUCUGGCCUAUCCAUCCUUGGCUGUGGAUGGUGUGACCCCUGUAUUUGAUAAUAUGAUGGCUCAAAACCUGGUGGAUUUACCAAUAUUCUCAGUUUACAUGAACAGAAACCCUUAUUCUUCUGUUGGAGGGGAACUGAUUUUUGGUGGCUAUGAUGAGGCCUAUUUCAGUGGAAAUCUGAACUGGAUUCCAGUCACUAAGCAGGGAUAUUGGCAGAUCCAACUGGAUAAUAUCCAGGUUGGUGGGAAUAUUGCAUUUUGUGCAGAUGGAUGUCAGGCUAUAGUGGAUACAGGAACAUCUCUCAUCACAGGCCCUUCUAAAGACAUAAAGCAAAUGCAAAAAUUAAUCGGGGCACAAGCUAUGGAUGAUGAGUAUGCUGUGGAAUGCAACAAUCUCAAUGUGAUGCCUCUUGUCACUUUCACAAUCAAUGGAAACGCUUAUCCUCUUACUCCAGAGGCUUACACUGUCAUGGUCAAUAGUGAUGGGAUAAACCUAUGCACCAGCGGCUUCCAAGGUUUAGAUAUAGAAUCUGCAACUGAUCCACUCUGGAUUCUGGGAGAUGUUUUUAUUGGCCAGUACUACUCUGUCUUUGAUCGGGGAAAUAACAGAGUGGGGUUGGCUCCAGUUGUCUCCCAAGAGGCUUAGAGACAAAAAGGAAUGACAGUCUAUUCCUUUUCUUAUCUUCUUUUGAGCAGCAAAAUCAGGUUUCCUAUCUCUUUUUUUUGUUUCCAACGUGAAAUACAAUCAAGAUUAUGGCUUUUAUCUAUAAUCACAAAUUCCUUGAGAUCCCCUGGAGAAGAGCUGUUUAGAUGUGUCAGUUCUCAGUAUACAGAUAUGUGUUGAUUUUAUCUUCUCUCAUCAAGUAAAUUAGAUUAAAUAAAUCCUGAAUACUUCAAACUCAAAACACUGUGUCACAGUCUCAGGCUGGGCUAAGCAUGAUUUAUUGAAUAAAUGCACUGGACUGAGUUGAUCCACCAUGUUAACUUAUAUAUCAAACUUUAUAAACUACAUGGUUGGUUUACAUAAUAUUCUUAUCUACACUAAUCAAAAUGCAUUUUGAUUGAAUAUCUUGUGUGAAUCUAGUCUGAUUUGUGAGAUUUCCUCUUUGUAAAAUAAAACAGAACUGCAUCUUGCAAAAGUAUUUAACAUAAAUGAUUUAAGUAAAUAGAUGAAUAACUAAGAAUAUUUCUUAAACAGCAAAAACUUUUAAUAAAAAUAUUUUUGUACUCCUAAA